CAGUCUGAUCUGUGUUCAAGGUGACAGGCAGCCCGGGCAGGUAUAACAGAGCUGAGCUGAGAGAACGUGCAGAUCCCCCCCAACCACCUACCCACCCACACACACACACACACAUUGACAUCAUGCUGCAGACACUAGCCCUCCUGCUGCUUCAGGCAGCAUAUGUCUUUGGAUGUGGCACACCUGCUGUCAAGCCCGACACUAGUAGGAUUGUGAAUGGAGCAGAUGCUCGCGCCCAUAGCUGGCCUUGGCAGAUCUCCCUGCAGGUGAAGCACGGCAGCCGUUUCCAUCACACUUGUGGGGGUACACUGAUUGGGCCUCGCUGGGUGCUGACCGCCGGACACUGCAUCUGGCCGGGAGAUGUUUACCGCGUGGUCUUAGGAGAGCAUGACAUGAGCCAACAGGAGGCUACGGAACAGAUCAGAGAUGUCCUGCGCAUUGUUGUUCAUCCCAAGUGGGACAUUGACCGUGUGGCUGAUGGCAACGAUCUUGCCCUGCUGAAGCUGGAUAAGAGCCCCGUUAUGAAUGACAACGUGGGCGUGGCUUGUCUUCCACAGGCUGGAGAGAUCCCCACCCAUGGGACCCCGUGUUACAUCUCAGGCUGGGGGAACCUUUACACCCAUGGACCCAUGCCUGACAAACUGCAGCAGGCCUUGCUGCCUGUGGUGGAGCACAGCGUGUGCAGCCGCAGCGACUGGUGGGGCAUCAACGUCAAGAGCACCAUGAUCUGUGCGGGAGGAGACGUCGUAUCCGGAUGCAAUGGAGACUCUGGCGGCCCUUUGAACUGUCUGGGCGAAGACGGCAGGUGGUACGUCCAGGGAGUUACCAGCUUUGUUUCGUCCAGGGUCUGCAACGAAGUGAAGAAGCCCACGGUCUUCACCCGUACGUCAGCCUUCACCGAGUGGCUCAGUGAGGUCAUGCUGCGAUACUGAUGAUCUCCUCGACGCCAACUGUUCUACUACAAAAAAAUAAUGAGACCCCAGGUUCUGUCUGUUCUCUCUGUUUGGAGGUUUCCAGCUUUCCAGGUUUCACUUGGGAGUGAAAGGCAGAGUUGGAUAUUGGCACAAAACACAAUGCGAAAGGUUAAUAUAUGUUUCAACAAUAAAAUAAUACUUAAGAAA
Molecule: messenger RNA, 1121 nt
Organism: Mugil cephalus (flathead mullet)
Lineage: Eukaryota; Metazoa; Chordata; Actinopteri; Mugiliformes; Mugilidae
Product: chymotrypsin-like elastase family member 3B
Exons: 8
Coding region: 123-932 (269 amino acids)
Biological process (GO): proteolysis
Molecular function (GO): serine-type endopeptidase activity
Source: RefSeq, a predicted model, not a curated record